This is a messenger RNA of Ostrea edulis (European flat oyster), 6385 nucleotides long. RefSeq names its product toll-like receptor 4. The transcript has 2 exons. The coding region runs from base 204 to 2474 and encodes 756 amino acids. Gene Ontology annotation, biological process: immune response; toll-like receptor signaling pathway. Gene Ontology annotation, molecular function: transmembrane signaling receptor activity; protein binding. The record is from RefSeq and is a predicted model, not a curated record. NCBI's taxonomy places the organism in Eukaryota, Metazoa, Mollusca, Bivalvia, Ostreida, Ostreidae. Gene Ontology annotation, cellular component: membrane.
CCUGUUCAGCAUUGACCAGAUUAAGAAUUUAAUUUAUUAGGGAUUGACGAGGAUCUUUAAACCCUGGUACUUCCGCAUCAUGACACUGUCUAAAUAAGUGUUCAAGUGCCAUACAUUCUACUUUUGAUUGCAGAAAGAAGAUCGAGAAUUUUCAGAGUGUUUUUUAUAACCUGAUAAAAGUGUACGUGAACAAGAAAGAAACAAUGGAUAUUAGGUUGAUGGUGACAAUCAUUUUUCUUUCCACGUCAGUUGUGAGAUGCACGCAGAUUGAAUGCUCUACGGAGAAACGAUGUAAAUGUCGGAAAAGUCAACUCCAAAAAGGAAACCUAUUUGCCAUCUGUGAAAACCUCUCUUUGACACGUGCGCCUGCAUUUAGAGCAGAUGUCAGUGAAAUUAGUCUUGCUCAAAACAAUAUUUCAGAAUUCCCUUGUUGUCUUCCAAAAACAAUCACGUAUUUGAAUUUAUCACGCAAUCUUUUACACGUGUUAAACCGAACCUCAUUAUCGUCUUAUCCAAAUUUGAGGAACGUCGACAUUUCGAAUAACAAGCUGGAAGAAAUUCAACUGAACGCUUUUGGAAACUGUUCUAAGCUUGAGUUUCUUAAUAUUUCCAACAAUCGUCAACUUACCAUAGAAGUGAUUUUAAACAUAUCGUAUGACCUUCAAUAUUCAAGGUCAAUCAGGAAUCUUGACUUUGAAUAUCUGCAAUGUACGUAUGGAGAUUCGCAGACGGUCAAGAAAAGGCAUUUGUUUCACUUGAGGGAUACCCUUUUGGAGGUACUAAGUCUGGCGUCCAAUCGGAUACACGAACUUGAGAGGGGUGUGUUUCUAAAUUUACCCAAGUCCUUAAAAGUUCUUAACUUAAAUAACAACGUAUUAAGCAUUGGCUUUUAUAUUCUUGAGUUUGGAAACAUGCCAAAUCUUGAAAUUUUCCAUGUCAGCUUCCAAUCAACAUUUCACCAAACAGAACUUUACGAAAUAUUUUUCAAAUGUAAUGAUACAAAAAUAAAUCCACGUACCCGUGCUUGGGAUUCAUUACCACAAUUCCAGUUGGCAUCGAAAGAUCAUUCCCAUUUUUAUAAAAGAAAUAUGUUAGGAGAUUCAGUGCACAAAAAUGUUACAUUUUAUUUACCACGGAAAUUAAAGCAGUUUCACUUUCACGAUAAUUUGUACAAAAUGGCUUUUCCUGCUUUAACAGUUAACGGUGCAUCCCAUCUUACUCAUGCUUAUUUUCAGAACAGCAUCAUCUACAGGUUGGAAGGACCUAUGUAUGGAAGUGGUAAUAUUCAGUAUGCAGACUUAUCAAAUAAUUUCUGUAAUCACAUAUCCCCAUCAUUUUUUGUUGACUUUCAAAACUUGUCGUAUCUGGACUUAUCUCGUAAUGCACUGGGAAGUAAUUUGGAACAUGAUGUAAAUGGAAAGAUAUUCCACAAACUUUACAGCCUAACCUCACUAAAUCUAGCUCACAAUAGAUUGGUGACUCUUCCCGAAAAACUGUUUCGAAAUCUAAAUCAAAUUCAAACUCUCAAUCUCUCAUACAACUCACUUGGGGAAUUUAAAGUAUACAUGAGGCAUAUGGAAAGAUUACAGCUUCUUGACUUCUCCUACAAUCAGCUGUCCGAAAUCGAUGUACACACCAGAGAAGCACUGAAUACGGUGGCAAAGAGAGGGAAACUUCAAAUCAAUUUAAUUGGUAACCAUCUCAGAUGUACCUGCGAAAAUUUAGGCUUCCUAUCCUGGAUACAAAAAUCAAGAUCCAUUGAAUUUCUAAAUCUGGGAAACUACACUUGUUCUUUUGAAAACUCUUCAAAAAUACAGAUUCGGAAUAUUGACUUUCUCUUGCAGCAGAUGGAAAAGAAUUGUGCCUCCUACACCUCUGUCAUAGUACUGGCGUCCCUAUCAGUUGUAGCUGCUCUAACAAUCUGUGUUAGUCGUGUGAUAUACCGAUAUAGAUGGAAGCUACGGUACAUGUACUACGUAGCCCGGGAAAAAUACCAAAGAGACGGCCAUCAAAAGGAAAGGAGUGGAAAAACGUUUCGCUUUGACGCAUUUGUAUCGUAUGCAGAUGAAGACACCGUGUUUCUGAAAAGUUUGGCAAAUCGCCUGGAGAAGGAGUAUGGUCUGAGAUUGUGUAUUCAUCACCGGGACUUCAUCCCGGGGACAGGAAUCGCGGAUAACAUCACGAACGCCAUUCAUAACAGUCACCGCACCGUCUGCCUCAUAACGUCACACUUUCUAGAAUCUUAUUGGUGUAUGUUUGAGUUGAAUAUGGCAAGAAUGGAAGCCAUUUAUUCUCGAGACGGGUGUAAUGUGUUGUUAUUGAUAGUACUGGAUAAAAAUGUCGUGAAGAAGAUGCCAAUGUCAAUAAUAGAUCUGAUCGAAUCAAUGUCGUAUUUAGAAUACCCCGCAUGUGGUGACGAAGACGAGAAAACGGCUUUCUGUUCUAAACUUGAAGAAACAUUGAAAUUCUAUUGAUAUGUUAGAUAUUUACAUAGUGAUGCAUAGCGCUCAAACUGUUUUACCAUUCUCCUGAAGGAAGAUAUUCACAAGUUCUAACCCGUUUUACCGUACCCCUGAAGGAAGAGAUCCAAUCUGUUCAGAAAUUAUCUGUAACAGAAGUCAAAACUAACUUUCGAUAAAAAUACCAUAUAAGUGAAGAUAUUUUGGCGCUUGUUCUAUAUCUAAUAAGAUAUUAAUGGAAAUUUUAAAAAUUUAGUUCAACAAUACAUUAGAGCUCUUCCUUCGCCACCAACGCCGGUGAAAUUUGAACCCCGCUAAAAUUAAGUACACAUGCGCUAAGCAAGCACUGGUCAAUCUUUAUAUAACUCACUCAAGAUUCGACCUCUUGCUUUAAGUCCUCAGGAGACCUUACUAAUACAAUUUUAUAUCCAUUGUGGGUUUUUGUUGUUGUUGUUUUUUUUGUUUUUUUUGGCUUUGUGUAUAUCCACGUUACAUAUUUAAUAUAGGCAAAAUAAAAACGAACUAAGGAAUGUUGAAUAUUGUUCCUGUGUCUUUACGUACAUAAUCUCGUGUUUAUCGACUAUAUCGGGAAAUUUGGGAACAUUCGUCUCGUUACGUUAUCUGUUUACAUCAUUAAGUUAUAUCGAUAUUUUUUACGUCAUGUGUUUACAUUAUUACGCUAUGUGGUUAGAUAAUUACGCUAUGUGGUUACAUCAUUACGCUAUGUGGUUAGAUAAUUACGCUAUGUGGUUACAUCAUUACGCUAUGUGGUUACUUCAUUACGCUAUGUGGUUACAUCAUUAUGUUGUGUGGUUAUAUCAUUACGUUAUGCAUUCUCUCACCAGAGGGUGCAUUACGCAAGCUUCACAUACACCUCUGUCAACGCUUGGAAUUACGUUACAAUAUAAUCAAAUGAUACAAACAAUCAUUCUCGGUUUCCUUUCCCUUUAAAAGUUCUGGCAACAGCUGAUACAUCAGGCUCUUUUCAUAGCCCACUGGCACUUUAAUAAGCACAUAUUUACCAUUUAGCUGUUUGUCUCUUAUUUUAUAAGUUAUAUCGUAUUUUUACAGCCUUUCUUACUUUUGAUUCCAUGUUUACAUUUAAAUCUCCACCACGUGUAUGUCCUACAUUUAUACGCAUAUUACGAAGUAGUUCCAAAUUUAUGAUCAGAAAACGACAAUUUUAAAUAAUUUACAGUAAGCAUCAAUUUAAUUGCACCAAAAACAUAUCAUAAUAUGACUAAAUAUUUAGUCCAAAACAUAAAUGUUGGAUAAUAGAAACUCUUACAAGAUUUCUGUAAAAAGCCGUUGACAGAGGUGUAGUGCGAGGAGCGAACGGAACUCUGGGUAGAGAAUAUACUAUUACGUUAUGUGGUUACAUCAUUAUAUUAUGUGGUUACAUCAUUAUGUUAUGUGGUUACAUCAUUACGUUAUGUGGUUAAAUCAUUAUGUUAUGUGGUUACAUCAUUACUUUAUAUGGUUACGUCAUUACUUUAUGCGGUUACAUUAUUACGUUAUGUGGUUACAUCAUUACUUUAUGAGGUUACAUCAUUACGUUAUGUGGUUACAUCAUUAUGUUAUGUGGUUACAUAAUUACUUUAUGUGGUUACAUCAUUACGUUAUAUGGUUAUAUCAUUAUGUUAUGUGGUUAUAUCAUUAUGUUAUGUGGUUACAUCAUUAAGUUAUGUGGUUAUAUCAUUACUUUAUGUGGUUACAUCAUUACUUCUUGUGGUUACAUCAUUACGUGAUGUGGCUACACCAUUACUUUAUGUGGUUACAUCAUUACGUUAUGUGGUUACAUCAUUACUUUAUGUGGUUACAUCAUUGCGCUGUGGUUACAUCAUUACGUUGUGUGGUUACAUCAUUACGUUGUGUGGUUACAUCAUUACGUUAUGUGGUUACAUCAUUACAUUAUGUGGUUACAUCAUUACGCUAUGUAGUUACAUCAUUGCGUUAUGUGGUUGGAUCAUUACUUUAUGUGGUUACAUCAUUAUAUUAUGUGGUUACAUCAUUACGUUAUGUGGCUAUACCAUUACUUUAUGUGGUUACAUCAUUGCGCUAUGUGGUUACAUCAUUACAUUAUGUGGUUACAUAAUUACUUUAUGUGGUUACAUCAUUACAUUAUGUGGUUACAUCAUUGCGGUAUGUGGUUGCAUCAUUACAUUAUGUGGUUAAAUCAUUACGUUAUGUAGUUACAUCAUUACAUUAAGUGGUUAUAUCAUUACGUUAUGUGGCUACACCAUUACUUUAUGUGGUUACAUCAUUGCCCUAUGUGGUUACAUCAUUACAUUAUGUGGUUACAUCAUUACAUUAUGUGGUUACAUAAUUACUUUAUGUGGUUACAUCAUUACAUUAUGUGGUUACAUCAUUGCGCUAUGUGGUUACAUCAUUACAUUAUGUGGUUAAAUCAUUACGUUAUGUGGCUACAUCAUUACUUUAUGUGGUUACAUCAUUUCGCUAUGUGGUUACUUCAUUACUUUUUGUGGUUACAUCAUUACGUUGUGUGCAAACAUCAUUAUGUUAUGAUAGACUUUCAUGAUCGACAUUGGUAAAAAUGCGAAAUGGCACACUGAAAUCCAGACGGUGUGCUUUUAGAAUUAUUGAAUGAAAUUUUACUAAUCUCCCGAUUCAAGACAUCCUGAUUGGCACGGGUUCAGUGUAUUGUAGUCUGCAUAAAGAAACCACAACGUAUUGUAACUGUCGAAAUAAAAAAAAAAUGGAGUUUAUUAUUUUGUUUCGUAGAUUGAUCAGAAUAAAGAGCAUCUAACAUUUCGUAAGUGCACAUAAAUAGCUGUCUGAUACAAGUAAGAUAUUUUCUCGUAUUGAAUGCUUGACCCUUCAAAGAUUUUGCAGUUUCUGAUAAUGCACGUACAUAAAGACAGUACAUCUAUUUGGAUGAAUUGCUUGCACCAUUUUCAAUUUCAAUUCCUAUUUCAAUGUAUAAUGGCAUUUCACAGAAGGAGAGAAAAUUGACCACUAAGUGUUAGCUUACAAGCAUUCAUGAAUUUCAACUAUUUUAAAAUUUUAUAUUGAGAAUAUAGUGGAAAUUUACAAGAGAGACAUCAGUACUCAUAUUUGAAUUCAUCAUUAGCAAUAAAAAAAAAAUAUUAGUCUGAGUUUGGACAUAACAACAUUCCAUUGUAAAAGACUAUGAAAUUGCAGGAAACUCUGAGUAUAACAAUUGAUUCUUGGUGUUGAGAUAUACAGAUACGUAGUAUCGUUUCUUUUUUAAAGUAGGAGAGGGGAUAGCCGGAGUUCAUGUUAAUUAUUGUUCUGUUGUUGUUUUUUUUCGUUUCGUCCUCUUUUCGCCUCGACAAUAUGACAAGACGACAAAACGCCAAACGAAAACACGAUAAAAUAGAUCGCUAUAAUUUUCGGGUUUUCUUUUUGUCUACAUCUUGUCGUUUUGGCAUCUUUUCGUUAUUUCAAAGCCAAAAUUCGCUAAUUUUCGUUAUGUCGUCUUUUCGCCUCAAAAACGAAAAGAGGACAAAUUAUAGAAUGGCACAAAAUUAUCAGCCCCAUUUCAUUUAAUAAUUCUGAAUGCACACCGUCUAGAUUUGAGCGCGCCAUUUUGCAUCUGUAUCGAUCUCGAUCAUAUGAAUGUUUAUCAUAACAUAAUAACGUAAAAAAUGUAUCGACAUAACAUGAGGCUGAUUUAAACUAUAAGGCAGUAAUGACUUCCCAUGUCUAGUUAUCAGGUUAUAUCGAUUAAUAGACAGUACUCGUGCGAAGUAUUUCUAUUGACAUCCCUGUAAGCUUUAACUGCGAUUUUCACAUUUACAUAAAUCACUUUUAUCCGGUCCUACUAAACAGAGUACGAUAGAGUACUUUAGAGUACGCUAGUAAAAUUUCAUAAUUUAAUGCAAUUUAACUGCUGUUCGUAGAUGUUCUUACUUUAGUUUAACCUAAUAAAUGUAUAUCUGGAA